AAAACAAUUGAAGUUGUUUUGUCGAAGGGCUAUUUUUCGGUUAAAUAUUAUACCAUCGGGCACGCUCAGUUACAAGUUCUUUCUUUUAAAACAAAAACAAAUACAAAUAGUUUCGAAAAUAUAAAACAAACCAUGGUUAAACUCCGUGAAAUAAUGCUCGUUUCCUUCCAGCAAAUCAACUUAUUCAAGUCAUGAAUUCAAAAGAUUUUAAUUCUCACGAUUUUAUUCUUUUGUUUAGUAUUUAAUAUGUAAGGGAAUAUGGGGUUAAAUCAGAGGCUUUGAUACAAACAACCUCUUCAACUUUCGCAUACGAAGUUAAUUAAUCUUCCGGUAUACUUUUAUCACUUCUUUCAAGAAUAUUAAGAUGUUCUUUACAAGUUUUGAUCCAGAAAAAUAUUUCAGGGACCACCUUUUCUUAUCCCUUGUUCCACUGAUUUUACAAACUACAAACCUAAUGUUCCAAGUUCCAACACAACAUACCAAGCUUAAUCAUAUGGAAUCUGAAAAAUAAUAAAAAGAAACUCCUUUAAAAUUCUUCGAAGGAGUUGAUAUAUGAUUGCUGUAAUCUUCUAUCUCCCUUUCUCUCUUGACGAGGCCUCUUUCAAAUUCCGUGCUAUAAUAAUUCAUAAGCUACUCAUUAGGGUCAUUCUAGUCUUACAUUUGCCGCAUAGCGUGUUGAAUGUACUAAUACCUUGGCUUUAAGCAAUGGUCUUGAUAUAGUCUUCAAAUUUCUCCACCCCUUUUCCCCUUUUCAAUAAAUAUCUAUACCGUGUUUUUGUGGUGUAAACUGUGCAUUAUUUGAUGCUUAAGUUUUGAUGACGCUGAUUCUAGGAUUCUAGUUUUAAAAAGGGAAAUUCUUCGGGAAGAAAGAUGUCUGGUGAAAGUGCUGAUGUGAACAGAACAUUCCAUUUUGAAGCAGUUCGAAAGAGUAAUCAAGUUCCUAAGAGGCGUGCAAUGGAUGUGGAAUUUGAUGAAGAUGAUAACAUAGACGAGGAAGUACCUUACCUUGGAAGACUCAGUGCUUAUAAGGAGAGAAAAAGAGAGAUAUCAAUGGUUUCAGAUGAUAGGCAAGAGGAUAAGGAUUAUGUGCAAGAAGAAGAACCAACAUCAGUUGAUGAACCUAGAUACACAAUCAAGAAGCUGGGAUUCGUUGGAGGAAGGAAUGAAUCAACUACAAUAACACAUAAUCAGGCUCUUCAGACAGCCAAAGAUGAUUUUCUUGUUCCUGGCACCAGUCUUCUUGAGUUCUCAAAUGGUUUACCUUCACCCCCUCCUAAAAGGGAGUGUUUCUCUGUCUCUAUGUUCUUUGGAUCAGUCUCAUUUUACAUCUUGGAUAGGGAAUGAUAUAAGAUAAAAUUAUUUUACACCUUGAGUAAUAGUGGCUUGAUGCUAAACCUAUUUUAUUUCCUUUAUUGGUCUGUUGAUGGCAGAACAAAAGACUAAGCUCUCGAAGUAGAGCAGCAAUUAAAGAAAGCUGAGGCUGCACAGAGGCGUAGAAUACAAUCAAAGAAGGCAGCUAGGGAGGCUGAGGUUUGCUAAUCAUGCCAUAUGGUAGUUUUACAACUUAUUGGCAUUGGAUGGGAGAACAGUCUAACUUCAUAUAUUUUAGGCCGAGGCAAUCAGAAAAAUAUGCUGCCUGGAUUAUGAAAGAAAGAAGGAAGAAAAGAUUAAAGAAGCGGCACGAUGAAGUGGUUCAGGCAAAGGCUGCCAAGAUGGAUCGCUUGGACCAAAUACUGUUAGAUGGGUCAUUGGUCCGACUGGAACUUUGGCUUAUUUUCUCUGAUGACAUUGGUCUGCCACACAUAUUUAAUUCAGUGUCGUGCAGGUACAAGUUCACCUUCUCAUCUCCCCAAGUUUUGUCUCUAGAAUGCUCUGUAGACCGUAAAUGUUGGCAAUUUAUUUUGCUCUGCAGACUUUAUCCUCUACCACAUGAAAAAUGUGCAGGUCCAAAUUGUACAAAUGCCUACAAGUAUCGAGACUCCUCCAUUGUUACAACGCAAUACAUGAAAAGAUGCAACCUUUAAUUACCUGCUGAUAUCGUAACUGUUCUUCCCAGGUCACUGAAAGAAAUUGAUGGCUGUCUAUUUUGUAACCUUGUGUUGCUGCAAAGACAGCAUGAUUAGUCUCAGCGUGAGGUCGGCUUAGUCAAAUAUGAUUUAUAGCAUUCCUUUGUCAUAUAUUUUUCUUUUUCAAAAUGAAUGCACCCCAUCAUUGAAAGAGAACUCUAUGAUUGUCCUGUUUCUCCUGGCCCCAUAGAUUGUUUGGUCAAGGAGGGAGAUCCAAAUGUCAACAGAUAAGUUAAUUAUGGCCGUCUAAGAGAAUGGCUAAGACCCGAAUUCAGUUCA
Populus trichocarpa (black cottonwood) is the source of this 2345-nucleotide messenger RNA. RefSeq lists its product as uncharacterized. Gene Ontology annotation, biological process: chromatin remodeling. Gene Ontology annotation, cellular component: Ino80 complex. Bases 1542 to 2024 code for a protein of 160 amino acids. NCBI's taxonomy places the organism in Eukaryota, Viridiplantae, Streptophyta, Magnoliopsida, Malpighiales, Salicaceae. The transcript has 3 exons. The record is from RefSeq and is a predicted model, not a curated record.